GUCUCAGCCUCGCUGCCACCACCGCCGCUGCCCAGAGACUGCCGAGCCGGGUCCGUAUGCCGCCACCCACUCCGGACACAGAAUAUCCAGUUAUGGAUAAAAAUGAGCUGGUGCAGAAGGCCAAGCUGGCCGAGCAGGCAGAGCGAUAUGAUGACAUGGCAGCCUGCAUGAAGUCUGUCACUGAGCAAGGAGCUGAGCUGUCGAAUGAGGAGAGGAACCUUCUCUCUGUUGCUUAUAAAAACGUUGUAGGAGCCCGUAGGUCAUCUUGGAGGGUCAUCUCAAGUAUUGAGAAGAAGACUGAAGGAGCUGAGAAAAAGCAGCAGAUGGCUCAAGAAUACAGAGAGAAGAUCAGAUCGAGACUGAGCUUCGAGACAUCUGCAACGAUGUACUGUCUCUUUUGGAAAAGUUCUUGA
Mastomys coucha (southern multimammate mouse) is the source of this 413-nucleotide messenger RNA. Its product is annotated as 14-3-3 protein zeta/delta-like. The transcript has a single exon. NCBI's taxonomy places the organism in Eukaryota, Metazoa, Chordata, Mammalia, Rodentia, Muridae. The record is from RefSeq and is a predicted model, not a curated record. Gene Ontology annotation, cellular component: cytoplasm. Gene Ontology annotation, biological process: signal transduction. The coding region runs from base 57 to 413 and encodes 118 amino acids.